AUGCACCUCCCUUACUUGGCUGGCACCUUGCUAGCCGGUCUCGCACAGGCGUCUCCGGCCGAGGUAUCUCCUCGUCAGAGCGAGACUAUGCUGAAGGUGGACAUGGACAUCAGGAAACUGAAUCAGCGGAUUGAUGGGUUUGGUUUCAGCGAGGCCUUUCAACGUGCCAACAAUAUCGUCAACCUACCCGAGGAGAAACGAGCAGCCCUAGUCGAUCUACUGUUCAACAAAACUUCAGGUGCUGGCUUCACCAUACUGCGAAACGGCAUUGGCAGCAGCCCGGACAGCUCUCUGGAUUGGAUGAACACAAUUCUACCCCAGAGCCCUGGAAGUCCCGACGCCGAGCCGGCUUAUGUAUGGGAUGGGAAUGAUUCCGGGCAGCUCUGGGUGGCCCAGCAAGCAGUCAAGUAUGGCGUCGAGACCUUCUACGCCGAUGCGUGGUCGGCCCCGGGGUUCAUGAAGACCAACGGCAAGGAUUCCGGCGGGGGUUACCUCUGCGGGAGCCCAGGUCAGAAGUGCAGCAGCGGGGAUUGGCGACAGGCGUACGCCAACUACCUCGUCAAGCUUGUUCAAUUAUAUGCGGAUAGUGGUGUCAACAUAACCCAUCUCGGGUUUCUCAAUGAGCCAGACAUGAGCACGAGCUAUGCCUCAAUGUUGAUGGAUGGAAACCAAGCUGCCGACUUCAUCAAGAUUCUGCAUCCGACCCUCGAGAAGAACAACCUCUCAGAUGUGCAGAUUGCCUGUUGUGAUGCGACAGGAUGGAAGGCCCAGCAACAAAUUACACGGGAUAUGGUGGCCGCAGGAGCCGAGCCUUUGCUUGGUGUUGUUACAGGCCACACCUACUCCUCCGGAAUCAGCGGCACCCAGCCAACGAGUCUCAGAGUCUGGGAGACAGAAUGCAGCGACCUCAAAGGUCACUGGUCAACCGCAUGGGACUCCGACGGCGGAGCUGGGGAUGGACUCACUUGGGCUAUGAACAUCUAUACAGGUCUGACUACAGGUAAUGUGAGUGCCUACCUAUGGUGGGUGGGGACGCAAGAUCCGGCUACGAAUAACAACAACAACGAGAAGCUGGUGUUGGUCGAUAAGGACACAUACACCGUCUCGAAGCGCCUCUGGGCUUUCGCCCAGUACAGCCGCACAGUCAGACCCGGAGCCUGGCGCCUGGAUAUGUUGAAUGAUGCAAGCAACCUCAAGACAACAGCGUUCCAGAACAAAGACCUGACGAUGGCCGUCAACAUUAUCAACACAGGCGCAUCCGCGACCCCCGUUGUGAUAUCAAAUACAUUGAUUCCCGCGAGAUCAGCUCAAGCUUGGGUGACUGACAACACGCGCGAUAUGGACGCUGUGGAAGUCACAGUCAAUCCUGACGGAACGGUUGGUGGUCUGUCGGUACCUGCUCGAAGCAUGGUCAGUUUGACUAUUGAGCUUGCUUCGGGGCUCCUAUAA
Molecule: messenger RNA, 1449 nt
Organism: Thyridium curvatum
Lineage: Eukaryota; Fungi; Ascomycota; Sordariomycetes; Thyridiales; Thyridiaceae
Exons: 3
Coding region: 1-1449 (482 amino acids)
Biological process (GO): sphingolipid metabolic process
Molecular function (GO): glucosylceramidase activity
Source: RefSeq, a predicted model, not a curated record